This is a messenger RNA of Physcomitrium patens, 1201 nucleotides long. RefSeq lists its product as uncharacterized. Gene Ontology annotation, cellular component: EKC/KEOPS complex; nucleus; cytosol. The record is from RefSeq and is a predicted model, not a curated record. NCBI's taxonomy places the organism in Eukaryota, Viridiplantae, Streptophyta, Bryopsida, Funariales, Funariaceae. Gene Ontology annotation, biological process: tRNA threonylcarbamoyladenosine modification.
CUGUUUGUGAUCAUCUGCAAUUUGAUGUGAUAGAUUCCAUUGGGUUUGAGGUUCGGAUCAUGGCUCGCGUUGACAAGCGAGCAAGUGGGGUUUUUGUGUCGUAGUGACAUGGUAGUAAUCCAGAAUUGAAAAAAAAAAAUUGAGGAGGAGUAAAUGUUCGUAGAAUGGUCGCGGUUUGUGAGCACUUUUCAGUAACUCGUUUUCGGGGUUUGGCUCUCAAUUUGAUUGUGUGAGAGAGUGUGGGCCGGAUUGCGUUAAGACUUGCAAUUAUCUCGAUGGAUUUGAAAGACACGUUCGUGUAGCUGGUUGGAGUCGAGUGCGCAUCGCGAAGGGCUAGUAGUGCUACGACGUAGCAUUAAACAAGGGUUCGUCGGCGAAGAAUGUUGUAUGGCGUAGGAUGGUUGGUUAGUUGGUCUCAUUGGAUUCAAUGAAGACUUUGAGGUUUUUGAUCGAGUAGUGUGAGAGCGUUGAGUAAAUCUCAGUUGUUGGUAGUUUGUUUUUGUGGAGCGGCGUUGACGUGGUAGCUGAAAAUGGUAGAGUUUCCUGUAGAUACACAUCCAGGCCACUCGCUCCACCUCCUCCUCUUCAAGGAUGUCACUAAUAGCAAUGAAUUAGUUGAGGCUAUGAAAGCAGGAACAUUGAGUCCUGAGCUGGCCUUCUUUACUGCCACUCUUGUUCCGUCGACAUUUCCAGUGCUAGUGGCAGCUCACAAGGCCUUGUUAGCGCAAUCAAGAGAUAACCUUGCGACGAGAACAUUGCACUCGGAGCUUAUCUACAACUACUCUGGUUCCAAGCAUAUUUCAGAGGCUCUACGCAGAUUUGGAAUAAACGAAACCAGUAGCUACAUAUUAGUUGGACGCUUUGACGCAACGCCUGAGGAUUUAAAGGCUACAAGAGGAUUAAUACAGGGAUCUGAGAUCAACCUUGAAGAGUUGUCCAAGGAGGCUAGCCAGUCCCUCAUCCUCAAGUACUACAAAAUCACACCUGCUGAACUGGAAGUGUCAUCCUUGGAAGAAGCAGUGACUUGUCGAAUUGCUGCCCGUGAUAUUCUCUAAUGAGAGGAAUGGUUCAUUAACAAAUGUAAACCGCUUGUUAAUCUGGACCACCAAUUAGUAGCCUCAUUAAUGUUGCAGCAGUUGAUGGAACUUUACCAACACAAAAACUCCAUCCUAUGAUGAAUUGAAAGUUGGCAUUACCUUAA